GAGACGAUGGGAGGAAGACGCCACAACUCGCAAGAGACAGAAAGCGUCAGUGUUCGAGAGGUGGUCAAGAAUGGAGGGACGCCGGGCGCUGCUCAUCUUUCUGCUCUUCCCUCACGUAGCACGUCGGGGAUGCCUGGCGUCGAUAAAGGACCAACUACAACCAGUAGGAGGCGGAGGAGAGGAUCAAGUGUCUGACGGGUCAUCAUGGAUCCCUUACGAGUACAUCUGGGACACUGAUCGGGAGGGUCGCCACUACGGUCCCGCGCUGCCCUUAGCUCGCCCCCGCCAGCGUCACGACAUCGACGAGCCGGAGCUGCUCUUCGCCAUUUGGGAGUCGCCCCCGAUCCUGGCCAAGGAGGGACUGACGGAGGAAGAGGUGGACUGGGUGCCUGACGUUAAGCCCUUGCAGACUAUCAAGGAAAACUACGUGUCUGGUUCGCGGGAGUUCGAUCAUCACUUCUCAUAUGAGACACACCCAAAGGUCCGCCACAGUGCCCCACACACACUGGCCCCAAGUACCACACUGCCCCCACCACCACCACCACCACCGCCUCAUGAACCUCCUACGUCACACACUGAGGCUCCUACACCAGACACGCCUGCACAUGAGCCACACACAGACAGCCCCAUCACCUACACGGACACACCCGCGCCCCACGCACCGCCACACCCUCAUCCCUUCCCGUCACUUCACCGGCAGCCCUUCAAAGUUGUCCUCCCCCUGCGGCAGCGCCCUCGUAAGUACUUCCUUGCGGGCGGCGAGGACACGCACACGCAUGAGGACGCGCCAUCUCACUCAGGCCCUUUCAGGAAGUACUACCUCGACCCUGAUAGUAAGGCCACGCAAAAUAUUGACUCUCUGUCCAGCCACGAGAAGCCUUUACAUCCUCACUUCUUCCCGGUUCUCCCACCCGCCUACCCUCAACCCCUUCAUCCCCGUCCUCCACCCACCGUCAGGCAGUACUUCCUCCAGCCUGCAGCAGACGAGGAGCCCCCCGUCGCCGACCUCACGGCCUUCGAGGUUUACGAGAAGCUGCGCAAGACCCGAACAGUAGACACCCAGGUGGACACUGAGGCGAGAGCGUGGGUGCUGAGCGGCAUCCCCAAGGCUACUUCUUGGGUCUCCUCUUCCACCGGGCGCCGUCUGUCCUAACCCAGUACAGGACGAACU
Molecule: messenger RNA, 1171 nt
Organism: Scylla paramamosain (green mud crab)
Lineage: Eukaryota; Metazoa; Arthropoda; Malacostraca; Decapoda; Portunidae
Exons: 3
Coding region: 71-1153 (360 amino acids)
Source: RefSeq, a predicted model, not a curated record